AGCACAAAGCUACAAGGAGAAAAUGGUGAGGGAAAGGGAUGAUGGAUCUCUCUGCAUUCACAUCUCAUCCAAAUUCCUUGCAAAAGUUGUAAAGGGAAUUCAGUACCGUGGGCUGAGCCGACACGUUUGGAUCUUUUCCUCUUCUUUUGCCAAUUCCCCAUCAUAAUUAGAAUGAUAAUACCUACCUUUCACCUUCAGUUUCCUUCUUUGAACCCACAUUUUUUUUUCACAUUUGACCUACAAGCAAACCCACAUAAUAAUUUCUCACCUCUCAGCUGUGGACCCUUGCAUUCUCUGCUGCAUUUGCCCUCUCAGCUCUUAGCAACCUCCUGGCCUUCUCAAGUUUGGUAACAGAUUUGUUGUUUUUAUAGUGGUUGUUGAAUGGUCUGGAAUUGAGCUUUGGUUUGGUUGGUUUUCCAUUGGUAAUGAUUGGAUUUGAUUUUGGCCCCUUUGGGGCUGGUUCUAUCUGAGUUUUGUGUGUGAUGGCUGGGGUUGGCCACGCCCACAAGCAUUAGUAAUCAUUCAGAUUUGGAACAUUCUUAUGUGUUGUUUCUGAUUCUAUAAUCUGCCUUUUUGGGUCUUUGGGGCUUUUGAUUUUGGAGGCAUUGUGAUAGAUCAUAAUUGAAGGCAUUGGUGCUGCAUAGUGAAGAUAAUCAGUGUGUUUGUACUAUAUCUGAAACCAUGGUUCUUGGGCUGAGGACGAAGAAUCGUAAAGGCGUUUUGGUUAAGGUUGAUUAUAUAGUUCAUGUUCAGGAGAUUAAACCUUGGCCACCCUCACAGUCCGUCAGAUCAGUUCAAUCUGUGGUUUUUCAAUGGGAAAAUGGUGAUCAGGCUUCUGGGUUUCUUAGUUGUAGUGUUGGAAAUGGGAGAAUUGAAUUCAGCGAGUCUUUUAGGCUUCCUGUUGCUUUGUACAAGGAUGGAAAAAGCCGGGGGCGUGACAGUUUCCAGAAGAACUGCUUAGAGUUCAAUCUGUAUGAACCUCGAAAGGACAAAACAGGGAAAGGUCAAGUCUUGGGAUCGGCUAUAAUAAACCUUGCGGACUAUGGGAUUAUAGAAGAAGCCAUUACCAUUAGCACUCCAUUGAAUUGCAAGAAGAGUCAUAGGAAUAUGGUGCAGCCAGUUAUUUUUCUUAAAAUUCAGCCAUUUGCAAAGGAUAGCACCAGUUCAUCGCCAGUGGUCAGCUUAUCAAAAGAGGCAUCAUUGGAUCAGGACGGAGGUGAAUCCGUUUCAGAAUUGAUGAGCGAAGAAAAUAAUGAGGAAGUCGAGAUCGCCUCUUUUACUGAUGAUGAUGAUGGUGGUGCUUCCUCACAUUCAUCACGCAUCAUUUCCUCUUCUGCUUUUGAGACCACUGGAUGUUCACCGGCCCAAACUGAAGAGAAUGGAUCAGGAUCAGCAAAGGAUAGCUUAAGAAGGAACAAUGAAGAGCCUGCCCCAUCUUUGGGACCUGCACCUGUAAAACCAGAGGCAAAUUCUGUUCCUGAAGCAUCCAAACACCUGAAUUGGAGUUCAUCCCUUUUAUCAACAGGCUUGUUGACUAAACUUGAGAGCCCUGUAAAUGAUGAGGUUUCUUUUUCUGAUUUUUCCAAGAAAAGCUCAAUGUCAAGCCCAGAAGAGACUGUUACUAAUCAUGUUCAAUCUUCUUCCUCCUCCUUUGGUUUUCAAGGAAAAAAUGAAGAGUCUGGUAAGGGCACAAGUUUUGAGCGGACAGUUAUUGUCCGUGGGAAGUUUGCUGACAGAAGUGCCAAAAUUCUGAGUAGUACUGAAGAAUCCAGUAGGAGCAAUUUCAUUGACAACCUUGCAACCAAAGUCACACCCUCAGGAACAAAAAUUCAGGUGGGUGUCAGCUCUAACCUUGUAGCAACUGUAGAAUCUCAAGCCAAUGGAAAGGAUGAUGAGAAAUCACGAAGGUUAAACAAAAAUGACCAAGAGGAGCCUACAACUGUUGCUGAUUUGCAUGUUGAUCUUGACGAAGAGGAAAAGGAGCAGCAAGAAAAUGGACAGGGAGAACAGAACUUGGUGAAGAAGAAACAUUCUUCAGAGAAUGAAUUAGUUAGUAAAUUUACCCAAGAUGUUACCAGGAAGCAAGUUGCAUUAAGGAGUAAUACUCUUGCGUUCAACAAGAGAGUGCCUGAGAUGCAGGGAAGUUUGGUAACCAAUCAUAAACUAAAGCAUGUGAAGUCUGUACAGUUAUCUUCUGAGAGAGCUAAACCUUUUGGGUUGUUGGACCAUAGUCCACUUAUGGAAAAGGAAAAGGAAAUUGAUAUUCAGGAAGAUUCUCAUAAAGAUGCUAAAGGUUUUGCAGCAAGUGAAAGAAAGGAAAGAAUAAAUAACUUUUCUGACAGCAAAGUUGAACUGGAGUCUAGAAUUAAGAUGCUUGAGGAAGAGUUGAGGGAGGCUGCUGCCAUUGAGAUUGGCCUUUACUCGGUUGUUGCUGAGCAUGGAAGUUCUACAAAUAAGGUCCAUGCUCCAGCUCGGCGUCUUUCUAGAUUUUAUCUUCAUGCUUGCAAAGCAAGGACCCAAGCUAAGAGGGCAAGUGCAGCCAGAGCUGCUGCUUCAGGAUUAGUUCUGGUUUCUAAAGCAUGUGGAAAUGAUGUUCCAAGGUUAACUUUCUGGUUGUCGAAUUCAAUUGUAUUGAGAGCAAUUGUCAGCCAGGCUGUUGCGGAAAUGGCACUUUCUGCUGGACCUUCCACUGGAAGUGGUGGAAGUAGAAACAGGUACAAUAAAGAAGAAAAUAAUGCAAGAGAGAGUUCUGAUGACUGGGAGGACCCACAAACAUUUAUUCUUGUGUUGGAAAAGAUUGAAGGUUGGAUCUUCUCCCGAAUCAUUGAGUCUGUGUGGUGGCAGACCCUUACUCCCUACAUGCAGUCCACAGCUGCAAAGAUUAUUGAUGGAAGUAGGGGUUCAAACUCAAGGAAAACAUAUGGAAGGAGACAUUCUUUGGGUGAUCAAGAGCAGGGGAAUUUUUCUAUUGAACUAUGGAAGAGGGCAUUCAAAGAUGCCUGUGAAAGGCUUUGUCCUACUCGAGCUGGAGGGCAUGAGUGUGGCUGCUUGCCUGUGCUAUCUAGAUUGGUCAUGGAACAGUUGGUCAGUAGAUUAGACGUGGGAAUGUUCAAUGCUAUUCUUCGUGAAUCAGCCGAAGAGAUGCCAACAGAUCCUGUGUCUGAUCCCAUCUGUGAUUCUAAAGUUCUCCCAAUUCCAGCUGGAAAAUCAAGCUUUGGUGCUGGUGCUCAAUUGAAAAAUGCUGUAGGGAACUGGUCGAGAUGGCUUACAGAUCUAUUUGGUAUUGAUGACAAUGACGCACCUGGAGAUACAAAUGAAUUUGGUGAUGACAAGAGGCUGAAAUGUGAGACCUCCUUCAAGGUCUUCCAUCUCCUUAAUGCAUUGAGUGAUCUCAUGAUGCUUCCAUUUGAAAUGCUAGCUGAUAGGUCCACAAGAAAAGAGGUAUGCCCAACUUUUGGUGUACCAAUCAUCGGGAGGGUCCUUGACAAUUUUGUCCCAGAUGAGUUCUGUCCCGACCCAAUUCCAGAGGUCAUCUUUGAAACCCUGGAUUCUGAGGACUCUCUUGAGGGUGCAGAAGAGUCUAUCACAAGCUUCCCAUGCAUUGCGACUCCCCCAGUCUAUUCUCCCCCUUCAGCUGCUUCAUUUGCAAGCAUCAUAGGGGAGGUGGGAAGCCAAAGUCUGCAGAGGAGUGGGUCAUCACUGCUUAGAAUCCACAUUAGCGAUGAUGAGCUUGAUGAACUGGAUUCCCCCAUAACUUCAAUAAUCGGUGACAACAGCCGAGGUACUCCUACUUCAACAAAACCCAGUUGGCUGCCUAAGGGAAAGGGGGGUAGGGAUGUUGUGAGAUAUCGACUCCUCCGGGAAGUAUGGAGGGAUGGUGAAUAGUCACACUUCUUUAAUAUACAAAAAGCAUAUAUCAUAUUCAGUGUUCCCUUUUUUGAGUUUUUGAGUUAUUUUGGUUUCAUCAGAGUUGAAGAUAUAUGGGCUCUUCCCAUUUGGGGAAGAGUUUUAACAUGCCCAUACUGUACAGAUAAAAAUUACUACUAGCCAUGGUUUUAUGCUGAUAAUCAUUCAUAGUAUUGUUUUUCCUGUAUAAACCUAUUUAACUUCUUUUAUGUUCAACUUGUUGGUAGCACCACUUUCUU
Molecule: messenger RNA, 4145 nt
Organism: Vitis riparia (riverbank grape)
Lineage: Eukaryota; Viridiplantae; Streptophyta; Magnoliopsida; Vitales; Vitaceae
Cellular component (GO): nuclear pore
Source: RefSeq, a predicted model, not a curated record